UCUCGAUGCGCAUAAACUCGGUAAGGGCUCGUGAAAGAUCGAUAAGGGUACGCAACGGAAGGGAAAGAAAUAAGAGGAAGGGGAGCGUACCAUAUAGGAGAACGCGAUGGGGCCCUUCUUCGCGAAGGGACACCGGACCCGUAGUACGGGCGCGACAACCCCUCUACGUUCUGUGCGCACGCAAACACGGAGGAAAAUAAGGCGCGCCGAGAGACCGCCCUUCGCGCAUCUGCUCUUAAGGGAAUCCACGUCCGGCAGUUUAUCGAAGGCAACGCUCGAGCACGGAUCGGACGUCGAAGUAGAAAACGAAGGAAAAAAGUUUUUAUUUUUAUAACCUGUAUAUCAUAGGGACUUUUUAGUAAAUCAUAGCGAUCUUGUAAAAUGUGUAAAAAAGAAUGUUUGACCGUGGACGUGGAAAUCUCGCCGAUUCGAAGCGUGAAUUUUUCCUUGGAAACUUGGAGAUCGCCCUCUUACGUGAGCACGGUUCUUCUGAUACUCAUUAACCGAUCCUGAAGAAUUCUAUCCUGUGUGUAGUUUAGUGAACAACAAAGAUAUAUUUCGAGGACUUUUCAAGGGAGAAAUAGAGAAGAUAAUAAGGAGCAGAAUAAAAGCGUAAAAAAAGAACGAAAGGGAGAGAAACGGAGAAAUAACGAUGGCACAAAUGUCCGAGCCGGCACCCGUGCAUUGCUAUACGAAUCCAUCGUUUUGUCGCCAAUCCGAAUACAUCCCGGACGACAGAGAGAACCUACCACCUCCGCCACAAUUUCAAAGUACCGACGAAUUACCACCGCCGCCGCCGCCUUUGCAAAUGCAUUUACAGUGCGGCCAAAGCAAUCCCGCGUUUCAGGCUAACGCCGAAAUACGAAUCGAGAGGCAAAUCGAGACGCGAGAGGCCAGAGAGCACAGGCGAUAUUGUUAUUUGAAUGAGAAUAGAGAUCCGGUGCACAAGAGGUAUGCCAGUUUGCCGAUCGAAGAUCGUAACGUAAUCGGGUAUGGACAAUCUUCGAGAUACGAGUACAUUCAGGAGGAGCAAAGAGGUCACGUGCAGAGAAGGCCUUCCAUCAGGUACGAGUUCAUUCCGCGCCAGCAGGUGCAACGGCAACGUUCCGCGCCGCCGCUCAACCAAGACGAUGGGCGACGGGGCCUGCCACGGAUACAGACGAACCAGAACAAUGGCGGAAGAUACGCGAUCGUACCGGGUGAACUCGAUUAUCCGGACGACGAUGAUGACGACGACGACGACGACGACGACGACGACGACGACGACGACGACAACAACGACAACAACAAUGACAACAACGACGUCACGAGAAGUGCUUCGAUCGGUAGACGAAUUUCACCGGUACGACGCGGUAGCGUAAACACGCUUCAGGGUCGUUACGCGAGAGUACCUCUGCAAGACGAGGACCCUCCAGCCCUCCCGGAAAGGAAUCUUCAACAGGAAUACCCGACGUCGCCGAGGAAUAAUCUGGCGACGAAAAGACUUCACGAGAUAUUGACGACUCCACGGAAGCCAAGGUCUAGAUCGGAGGAACGAACCCUAUCGCCUAAGAGGCAACAGAGCGUGAAUCAAACCGGUACGCCACAAAGGAGAGCUCUCACCCCAGUUGGAUCACCAAGCGGUCGUACCUUUAGCCCGACCACUCGUACGACUCCCCAAGGAACUCCGCAAAAUCGAGCAUUUCCAACGAAUGGCCCCCAAACCUCGACACCGAACAAAGAACCUUCGGCAAGGAGGUGUUUACCCCUCGUUGAAAAUUCAUCCCGACAACGGGACGUAUGUCCAGCCAGUAAUUGCGGCAAACUUCGUUACGUUGGUACGGCUCCGGUCGAUCUUGCGUCGAUGGUUUACGGAGAGCCACCGCCUCGUUAUGGAUAUCUCGAAAAUGGUCCGGAAUCUAUGCCAAUGGUGUCCGGUUCUCCGAGGUAUCAGGUACUUCCGGCCGAUCAAAAGAGGAGCGGCUAUCAGAGCGUGGAGAGCGCGUUUAUCGCGAGGACCGCCGUAGUACCACCGUUAUCUCCGCCACAUAGCGAGGUUAACACGACACUGGUAAGCGCAUUGGAGAAAAAUGAUCGUAGAAAUGCCCCGCUCUUGCUCGUAUUGGUAGGCGUUUUAACCUGCGGCCUUGCUAUUUACCUAUCUUGGACGCAAGGAAGAAGAUAUUACUUCGACAGUGCCGUCGGUUGCGGUGCCUGUUGCGCUCUAGCAGGAGCUUGCAGAAGUUUAAGAAGAACUUGGACAGGGCUGGGUCUCGCGGGACUCUCAGCACUGAGCUGCGCCGGACUCUUGUUACUCGCUGCGAAAUCGCCUAGACCAGGAACUCCUCUUCACGACGUCACAGCCGGUGCUUUGUGCGGAGUUUCGCUUUUAGGUGCCAGCCUCGCGCUCCUUGCCGUGUUAACGCCAAAGUGUAACUUGGGUAGACACAGAAGAGUGCACUCUUGGAUCCCUCGGCUGUCAUCUUGAGUCAUUUAACAAAUUUUCAUGAACUCUCGUCAAUAUAUUGAAUUGGAUUCGUUCAGGGCGGACGACAUACUCAUUUUCGGAUCGUCGCUGCGAUUAGAAAUAACACAACGUAUCUUAGUCCAGCCGACAAGCAUGGAGUAUACGUUGGAAAGUAUUUUCGUAUUUACGAACGACAACGGUUAAAUCGUUUACUCUUAAGCAGCGAUACGUCAAAAGUUCAUUGAAGAAGACAAAAUCGAUUUUACGAUGUGCGUGUACGUGCGUGCGAAAAGUAGGUAUAAGAAGACUCGUAUCAUCCAAUUCCUAUGACCCAAGUGGCCUUGUACUUUCCGUAGAUUGUAAGAAUCGACAGUCUAAUAAAAUUUCUACGUUCGUCACCAA
Vespa velutina is the source of this 2848-nucleotide messenger RNA. RefSeq names its product probable serine/threonine-protein kinase fhkB. NCBI's taxonomy places the organism in Eukaryota, Metazoa, Arthropoda, Insecta, Hymenoptera, Vespidae. The coding region runs from base 653 to 2467 and encodes 604 amino acids. The transcript is spliced from 5 exons. The record is from RefSeq and is a predicted model, not a curated record.